This is a messenger RNA of Lactuca virosa, 345 nucleotides long. The record is from the annotation of a GenBank genome assembly. NCBI's taxonomy places the organism in Eukaryota, Viridiplantae, Streptophyta, Magnoliopsida, Asterales, Asteraceae.
AUGAAUGGAUUUGUUAAAACUGGAAAACUGCAAAAGGCGUUUGAUUUUUUACAAGAUAUGGAGAAUUCAGGGAUGAUUCCUGAUAUUGUGAGUUAUAAUACUUUAAUUAGUGGGUUAUGCAAGAUGAGAAAUGUGGAAGAAGGUAUGAAGCUGUUUGAAGUUUUGGAGUUGAAAGGUAUGAGUCCUGAUGUGAUUACUUAUAAUACUUUGAUAUCUUCGUAUUGUAAAGAAAGCAUGUUUGAUAAAGCGUAUUUGCUUUUAAGUAGAGGUGUUGUUAAAGGGUUUGUACCUAAUGAUGUAACAUGGUAUAUAUUGGUGUCUAGUUUGUUAAAAGAGCUUCAAUGA